Messenger RNA from Erigeron canadensis, 510 nucleotides. RefSeq names its product VQ motif-containing protein 25-like. NCBI's taxonomy places the organism in Eukaryota, Viridiplantae, Streptophyta, Magnoliopsida, Asterales, Asteraceae. The record is from RefSeq and is a predicted model, not a curated record. The transcript has a single exon. Bases 1 to 510 code for a protein of 169 amino acids. Gene Ontology annotation, cellular component: nucleus.
AUGUGUACCAUGGAAGACAUGAUGAUCAACAACAAACAACAAACAUGUUCCACAACCACAAAACCACUCACCAUGCACAACAACUCUCACAUCAUCUCCAAAACUAAACCCAAGAUUCGCAUAAUUCACAUAUUUGCACCCGAGGUCAUCAAAACGGACGUCGCGAAUUUUAGGGAAUUGGUUCAAAGACUAACCGGGAAACCGGUUGAAGAAAAGAAAAAAUUGAAAACAAGAAAAGAGUCUCAUAAAAGAAGUAGUUUUUCACAAGGUGGUUUGGAAGUGAGGGAGAAGAUCAAAGGGGAAGAGGACAUAUGGGUUGGAGCUAAUUCGGGUGGUGGGUUUUUGGGCGGGUUUGGUGAUCUUGAUGGGUUCAUGCAAGAGUUUAAUAACCAUCAUACCCAUGGGUUUGCACCGGUUUUACCAAAUAAUCUUGAUGCACCUAAUUUUGUGAAUUCUCAUUUGGAGUAUGGAUUUGGGGAAAGAUCAUUGAACUUGCCUGCCUACAGCUGA